Molecule: messenger RNA, 1233 nt
Organism: Ogataea angusta
Lineage: Eukaryota; Fungi; Ascomycota; Pichiomycetes; Pichiales; Pichiaceae
Exons: 2
Coding region: 1-1233 (410 amino acids)
Source: RefSeq, a predicted model, not a curated record
AUGGACCAAAUCACUGCUCGCUCGGGGUCUCGCGUGGUUCUGGUCGUAGAUGGUGUAUCCAACGAGUCGCAAGUACAGCUCCAGAAUGCCCAGGAACCACAGCUCUACCAGGCACGCAGCGCUGGUGAGCACCAGCACGUACGACGAGUGGUCGGCGCCCAUGUCCAUCACGAGCUUCAGCUGCUCCUCGUUGGCGCCCAUGAACGUUAUUCCCGCCAACACCAGCGAAAAUGGUGGCAGGUACUGGAAAGACAUAAUCUUGCCCGACUGGUGGCACCGCUGGUCGUGGAGCAGGAACGUGAUCUCCCAGAUGCGCGCAAACCCGCCCAGCAUCAGCACCCAGCCGAAAAAAGCGUGCACCUUGGUGGAGAUCUCCAUGUGCUGGGCGUGCUGCGACAUGGCGUACGCGGUGAACAUGAGAGUGAGCGCGGGCAUCGGGUUGCGGCGGUUAUUGCGGGACAGCCAGAUCCCGAGCAUUCCGCACGCCCAGAAGAUGAUGCCCAUGCUGGUGUGCUGGUAGUCUCCGUGGGACCAGGGCUCCCAGGGCCUGUGCUCUGUGAAGGUGUUGAUGAUUCCCCAGACGGUGAUCAUGAUGGAGUCGUAGAACUCCUGCGAGUGUUUCUGGCCGUCGCCGUGGCGCAGCCACGGCACCACGAGCACCAUGCUGAGCAGGAACCCGUACCCGAUGAACGCCGUGCCCAUGAUCCCGUGCGCGUUGCACUGCCCGGUGUGCAGGCCGUAGCAGAACCCGAGCGCAGACACGACGGCCAUGCCGCUUUUGAGGAACCCGCACAGCACCAGCAGCACAGAAAACACCUUGUACACGACGCGGGCGACUUUCGGGCCGGCAAGGCCGAUUUUGUCCGCGAAGAGCGACGAGCCCGUGGCCACGCUGCCCGCGAGAAGCGUGAGACAGUAGAAAAACGCCAGGAACCACGCUGUUCCGCGGCUCGUCACGUUCUCCUCGCCGCUGGGGUCCGGAAACCGCAGGACCAGCGCCUCGAGGGCGGCGUAGACGGCACACAGCGCCUGGACCGCGACGCCAGGCGCGAGGCGGCCCGCGAGCACGAAAACAGCGCCGAACGACGGCACAACAACGAGCACCAGCACCGAUAUCAGCCAGUGGAAAAUCAGCGUCUUGUUGACGUUCUGUGCCACGGCGGCAAGGUACGACGUGUCUGCGUCGGCGCCUUCCUCAAACCCGGCACGGGCCGGGCAAACAAGCGUGGCUAG